Molecule: messenger RNA, 9425 nt
Organism: Etheostoma spectabile (orangethroat darter)
Lineage: Eukaryota; Metazoa; Chordata; Actinopteri; Perciformes; Percidae
Gene: ptprjb.1
Product: protein tyrosine phosphatase receptor type Jb, tandem duplicate 1
Exons: 36
Coding region: 172-6648 (2158 amino acids)
Biological process (GO): protein dephosphorylation
Molecular function (GO): protein tyrosine phosphatase activity; protein binding
Source: RefSeq, a predicted model, not a curated record
GCUCGGCCGCCGCUCCUCCCCCGUUCAACAGCGAGAAGAGAAAGUUCUGACUUUUAAAUCUCCUCAUGUAGCGUUAGCGGUGAGCCUCUUCAAGCGACAAAGAAAGUUUGGACAUGAAAGUUCUGAAGUGAAAAGUCCCUUGAAUCUGUUUUCCCGAAAGCGUGCGGCACGAUGAAGCCACGGCCGCGCUUCAGCGUCUCUCCGUGGACUCUCCUGGUCUUCAGCGCUCUCCUCAAGAUCACCCAAGCACAAUGUCCCAGUAGUAACUGUAGCAGCAAUGAAACUGUAACAUUUACAACAACGACAACGACAGUCACGUUGGAAUCCAGACCGAAUUGCUCCCUCUCCAUCAACAAUCAAUCACCCUCGAUCAAUUUCACUGAAAAUGGGCCGAUAACUGGUUUGACUCCUGGAACAGUUUAUCCAAUCUUCCUUGGUUGUUUGAACUGCUGUAAAGAGGCCACCACAAAGCCUGAAGUGGUCAGGGACCUCCGUGUCGCUGAAGUCACAACAUCCUCUAUAUCUCUGAUGUGGACUAAACCAGAAGGAAACAGCUCCUCCUAUAGAGUACAGUGGACUGAUGGAAAUGGAAAUUACAAUGAAAAUGUGACUCAAACGCAGAAAAACAUUACUAACCUGAUUCCUGGUGUUCAGUAUAAAAUGACUGUUACUGCGGUGGCAGUGGAUGGCAGUAGUGGACAGAGUACAGCUGUUUCUCAGUACACAAAGCCUCAAGUAGUCAGGAACCUCACUGCCAAUAAAAUAACAACAUCCUCUAUAUCUUUGAUGUGGACUAAACCAGAAGGAAACAGCUCUUUCUUUACAAUACAAUGGACAAAUGGAACAAAGAACUUAAAUGCUAAUGUUAAGGAAACAACCAUAAAUGUAACACAACUGACUGCUGGAGUGCAGUACCAUUUUACUGUCAUAGCAGUGGCUGGAGAUAAUGCAACUUUAGGAGAGGCCAAGACAAUUUCCCUGUAUACAAAGCCUGAAGUGGUCAGGAACCUCAGUGUCACUGAAAUCACAACAUCCUCUAUAUCUCUGAUGUGGACUAAACCAGAAGGAAACAGCUCUUCCUAUAGAGUACAGUGGACUGAUGGAAAUGGAAAUUACAAUGAAAAUGUGACUCAAACGCAGAAAAACAUUACUAACCUGAUUCCUGGUGUUCAGUAUAAAAUGACUGUUACUGCAGUGGCGGGGGAUGGCAGUACUGGACAGAGUACAGCUGUUUCUCAGUACACAAAGCCUGAAGUGGUCAGGAACCUCGGUGUCACUGAAAUCACAACAUCCUCUAUAUCUCUGAUGUGGACUAAACCAGAAGGAAACAGCUCUUCCUAUAGAGUACAGUGGACUGAUGGAAAUGGAAAUUACAAUGAAAAUGUGACUCAAACGCAGAAAAACAUUACUAACCUGAUUCCUGGUGUUCAGUAUAAAAUGACUGUUACUGCAGUGGCGGGGGAUGGCAGUACUGGACAGAGUACAGCUGUUUCUCAGUACACAAAGCCUCAAGUAGUCAGAAACCUCACUGCCAAUAAAAUAACAGCAUCCUCUAUAUCUCUGAUGUGGACUAAACCAGAAGGAAACAGCUCUUUCUUUACAGUACAAUGGACAAAUGGAACAAAUAACUUGAAUGCUAAUGUUACGGAAACAACCAUAAAUGUAACACAACUGACUGCUGGAGUGCAGUAUCAUUUUACUGUCAUAGCAGUGGCUGGAGAUAAUGCAACUUUAGGAGAGGCCAAGACAAUUUCCCUGUAUACAAAGCCUGAAGUGGUCAGGAACCUCAGUGUCACUGAAAUCACAGCAUCCUCCAUAUCUCUGAUGUGGGCUAAACCAGAAGGAAACAGCUCUUUCUUUACAGUACAAUGGACAAAUGGAACAAAUAACUUGAAUGCCAAUGUUACGGAAACAACCAUAAAUGUAACACAACUGACUGCUGGAGUGCAGUACCAUUUUGCUGUCAUAGCAGUGGCUGGAGAUAAUGCAACUUUAGGAGAGGCCAAGACAAUUUCCCUGUAUACAAAGCCUGAAGUGGUCAGGAACCUCAGGGUCACUGAAUUCACAACAUCCUCUAUAUCUCUGAUGUGGACUAAACCAGAAGGAAACGUCUCCUCCUAUAGAGUACAGUGGACCGAUGGAAUUGAAAAUUACAAUGACAAUGUGGCUCAAACACAGAAAAACAUUACUAACCUGACUGCUGGUGUUCAGUAUAAAAUGACUGUUACUGCAGUGGCAGGUGAUGGCAGUACUGGACAGAGUACAGCUGUUUCUCAGUACACAAGGCCUGAGAAGCCUGUGAACAUCAGGAUUACAGCAAGAGGAACCAAUUUCCUGAACAUCGGCUGGACUUUGCCGGCCGGGAGAGCUGAUAACUACGUUGUGAACAUUUCAAAUGAGAGAAAGACUUUGUAUAGCAACAUAACAGCAGUCACCACAGCCGUCUUUACUGAUUUACCUCCUGGGAGGAUCUUUUUUAUCACAGUGACCGCUGUAGCUGGAAACUUUAGUGCGAUGUCUGAUCAGUUUUCAAGUGCCACUGAUCCCACACCUCCUGGCGCCAUCGUCUUCAGUCAGAGGACAAACUCUUCGCUCUCUCUGAAGUGGGCGACUCCGGCUUUAAUGGAGGAUGCCUCAAACAUCAGCUACUAUAUCACCUACCAGCCUGUUGGUGGCAAACUACAAAAUAAAAAUGCCUCGGCAAACACAUGCUGGACCCUUUCCCUUGUGCCCAAAGCCGUGACCAACCUCUCAGUGGAGGAUGUGAACACCACGACCAUCCGGCUGAAGUGGCUCAGACAAAGUGACCACAAGCCUUCCUACACCUACCUGGUGUACGCGCUCCUGAACGCCACGCUGGUUCAGAAUGGUUCAACUGAGACGGAGACUUACACCUUCUUCAAUCUGACCCCUGGGAAUUUUUACUCUUUUAAAGUGCUUACAGUUGUAGAAGGUGUUAUGUCUGCAGUUGAAAACACAUCAGGUUACACAAAACCUGAAGCUGUUACUGCCAUCAUGGCCAUAGGAAGCACAACAAGCAUGUCAGUGAGCUGGACACCAGCAUUUGGGCAGGUGGACUCCUACGCUGUCCAGCUGUUCAGAGGGGGGCAGUUGGUGAAAAAAAGCCCAAAUCUGAGUACCACCACUUUUAAGUUUCCGGGCCUGACACCAGGAGUGUCUUACUGUGCAGUGGUGAUCACAAAAAGUGGCCCUUACGAGAAUAACAACUCCGUUUGCAACGCAACUUUUCCCAACCCUCCUGGACCCAUCACGGUGACGUCUCAGACUGUGGAGUCCAUCAACUUCACCUGGCCCUUUCCAAAUGGCAUGGACCACAAUCAGUACAACUUCAGCGUGUACAGCUUUAAAGGCUCCUUAAUAAGUGGAAAAAACUGGUUCCUGCUGGACCAACUCCAGUCUGGGAGCCUCUACAGUAUCGCUGUCGUUACGGAAGGCGUGCUGAACUAUCAGAGCAGUGCAGUGACUACAGAAAACUACACCAGACCGUAUCCUGUAACCAAUCUGACCCAGACACAAAUCACCACAAAUUCAGUGACGUUGAUGUGGGAACAGCCACAGAGCAAGCCUUACUACUCGUACGUGGUGCGGACCAACAACGGCUCCAUUGUUUCAUCUGAAGUAGUCUCAAACAAACAGAAAGAGGUCACUGGACUUCUCUCUGGGAGCAACUACAGCUUCACUGUCACCACACGGACACCAGAUGGCACUGAGGCAGCACCUGGGACAGUGUCCUACUUUACACGUCCUCAUGGAAUUAGAUCUUUGGAACCUGAAACCUUAAGCACAACUGCUGUACGUCUGAUUUGGGCAAAACCACUGGAGCACAAGCCUGAUUACACAUAUUGGGUUGGGACUACAGACUGCGGGUCCCGAAACAAUAUCGUCGCAGGAGAAGUCGCCGAGAUCUCAGAGCUUCCCCCCGGGACCAACUGCACCUUCUGCGUUGUUGUCAGAGCAGCAAAUGGCAUCGAAGGAAAAGCAAUCUGCACCUCCCAGUACACUAAGCCUGAAGCAGUGCAACCCAGUAUCUCCAGCCUGGGAUCCAAUAGUUCAAUCCAGGUGUCGUGGACCAAACCUCCUGGGAAAGUGGAGCGUUAUGAAGUUUCCCUAAGCAGCAGUUCCAAAGUCUCCCUGGACUCCACCAGUACUUACUAUGAGUUUAAAGACUUGUCUGCUGGAAGGCUUUACACUGCCAUGGUAACCACAUAUAGUGGACCCUUCAAUGCGUCAUCUGGAUUCAUCACUAACGCAACCUUCCCUAACCCUCCCGGGCCGAUUGAGAUCCUGUCCAAGACAACCAGCUCCAUUGAUAUCAGGUGGGCGGAAGCACCGCUGAUGAACGGUGCAUCGUUCUUCUACCAGUUGACUAAACCAUCAGCCCAGGGAGAAAAAUACAUCAAUACCUCCAAAACUAGUCAUACUUUUGAUACCCUUCUUUCUGGAACUUCUUACAACUUCUCCGUUGCAACAGUGGGUGCGAUGGGUUUUGAGAGUGAGAGGGUUCAGAUCUACAUGGUCAAUACAAGGCCGUUCCAUGUGCAGAAUCUUAUGACUUCUACAAAUGAGGAGACCAUCACAGUCACGUGGAACAAACCCGACGAAUACAAGGAAAGCUAUCGUUACUAUCUGACCUCGCAAGGCUCAGAUGGGACUAUGAGUAAUAUAACAAUUAAAGAUACAACGUAUACGUUCAUUGAUCUAGUUCCUGGCAGCAGCUAUGACUUUAAUGUGACCACAGUGACCUCCGAUGGAACCAAAGGUGCUCCAAGAGGGAUUUCCAAAUGCACAAAUGCAAGCCCGGUGACAAACCUUACAUGUACUGGGCCAAACACAGAAAACGCAGAAAUCCUCCUGUCCUGGACCAAACCCAAGGGCCAAUACUCUGGCUUCCAGGUGACUGUGGACAACAGCAAGAACUACUCAAUGAACACCUGCUGCAAUAAAACUGUGUCCGACCUUCGUCACUAUACUGAAUACAGGCUGACAGUGGAGACUCAGAGCUGUGGACUACCCAGCACUCCAGAGUCUCGUCUCUGCAGGACAGGCAUCACAAAUCCACCCAUUUCAGCGAACUAUGCGUCACUGGUAAAGGUGUCUUCCAAGGAAUACAACAAGUUCACCCUUCAGAUUGACUCCAACCUGCUGGACAACGUCAACGGGCCAAUCACAGAUGUUGGGGUGCUGGUGACAGGCACCUUCUCCGGUGACACUUCUGAUUCAUUGAAGUACGUGGGGAAAACUUACAAUCAGUGGAAGGAAAAGGAAACUUCAGGAUACAUGGCAACGGCAGUCGAACUACAGACACAAACGCGCAGUGGAGCGAGCUAUCUGAACAUAGUAAUUGGAGAUGAAACCAAUUGGGCGGGCUACACUAACGGUGCUCUGGACGCUAAUGGACAAUACCAAUUUGCUAUUGUGUUGUUCACCCAUCUGAAUUUCCAAAACAACCUUGUGAAUGUUCAAGACUCAGUUUUUUCAGUAACAAACUAUUAUAACGCUGUCAUACUCCCACAGAGCCCAGCUGUCAUUGGCAUUGCUGUUGGGGUAACAUUGGGGAUUUUUUGCAUUCUCCUCAUCAUCUUCAUCGGCUUCGUAAUUUACUGGAAAAGGUCAUCCAAAAAAGAAUCGCCCGACAUCCAGAUACAUGCAAUGAGAGCCAAAGUAAGUGUGGCUGUGAGGCUGGAGGACUACGAAGCUUACUACAAGAAGCAGAAAGCAGACUCCAACUGUGGCUUUGCUGAAGAGUUUGAGGACCUGAAGCUUGUUGGUACAGCUCAGUCAAAAAUACAUGCUCAGAUGUUGGAGAACAAGCCUAAGAACCGCUACAACAACGUGCUUCCCUAUGACUCCUCUAGGGUGAAACUCUCUAUUAUCCAUGGGAAUCCAUAUGAUGACUACAUCAAUGCUAACUACAUGCCGGGUUACGAGUCCAGGAAGGAGUACAUCGCGGCUCAGGGUCCGUUGCCCGGCACGGUCAGCGACUUCUGGAGGAUGAUCUGGGAGAAGAACGUGCUGACGCUGGUCAUGCUGACACGCUGUAAUGAACAGGGACGAGUCAAAUGCGAGCAAUACUGGGAUCACGGCACCAAGCAUUAUGAAAACAUCACAGUGACAACGACCUCUGAAAUACCUCUAGAAGACUGGACCAUCAGGGACUUUCACAUAAAAAAUGUGAAAACAGCAGAGACCCGUUCAAUUCGUCACUUCCACUUCACCGCCUGGCCGGAUCACGGCGUCCCACAAACCACCGAGCUCCUCAUCAGCUUCAGACACCUGGUCAGAGAGCACAUGGACCAGUACUCCAGACACUCUCCCACUGUGGUCCACUGCAGUGCUGGUGUUGGACGAACGGGCACCUUCAUAGCCAUAGACCGCUUGAUCUUCCAGAUUGAAAGGGAAAACAUUGUGGACGUGUACGGCAUCGUCCACGAUCAGCGCAUGCACCGGCCCCUCAUGGUGCAGACAGAGGACCAGUAUGUGUUCCUAAACCAGUGUGCCAUGGACAUCAUCAGAUCAAGAACUGGAACCAACGUGGAUCUAAUCUACCAAAACACCGGUGCACUCUCUAUUUAUGAAAACAUAGACCCAAAAAAAGGGUUUCCCAAAAAGGGGGACCACAAUGCAUAGGCCCGAGAAACCACUCAGGUCUUCCACUUUUCUCUUUACUCUCAGCAAGGAGCCGAGCAGAGAUUUGCAAAGGGAACGCAGAUUGUGCUAAAAAAGAAAUCAUUUUGACCUGUCAUGCUUUUGUUAAGUUAAUGUUGGAGCUUUCUGAGCGCCUAGGUAGCUCACCCGGUAGAGCAGGCGCCCAUGUAUAGAGGCAGGGGCCACAGGUUCGAAACAAUUUAUUUUAUUUUAUUUUUAUUUAACCUUUAUUUAACCAGGAAGUCCCUUGAGAUUUAAAUCUCUUUUUCGAGGGAGACCUGAAAUACAGCGUAGACAAAAUCACACAGAGAGGAAAGGACCAGGUCACAUGUGGCAGUUGCAUUUUUGAAUUACAUGACAUUUUAACAUGGCCUUAAAUUCAUUUAAAUGGGACUAGAUCAUUUAGAUGGGGCAAGUUUUGCAAGUUAUUCCAAGACCAUGGAGCGAAGUAAGAGAAGGCUUUUUCCCCCCAGCUCAGUAAAAACCCUCGGAACCUGGUAGGAGCGCCACCUGGUGGACCGGAGAUGAAAACAGCUGGAAUUCAGCUUGAGGAGAUUACAUAAAUACGCCGGCAGUUGACCCAACAUGGCCUUGUACAGAAAAAUACACAAAUGAAGUUGUCUACGUAGACUUAUCAGCGUACCAGUUCAUACAGCGUACAAUGAUGAGUACGGGAAUAAGAGUUAGUUAACCCUCUAUUGCGUGGUGUUGCCACAUGGCAUCAAAUUCUUUUUCUUAGUGUGCAUGCAUUGUUUUUUGUUCAACUGUGUAAACAUGUCUUUUAUUUUGAAAUGGUAUUAAUUUGAUGACUUCACAUUACCGAAUCCUGUUUCCCGCCCCUUUUCCGGACAUGUGCCACACUAAUCCAGCCAAAAUGUAGUUCAACUGUUAUCUGGAGUAAGUAAUCUUAUAUUUUUCAUCAUUUAAACCAGUUAAACCCUCCCAUUUAAAGUCAAUACACCCUUCUAGUAUAAACAGGGAUUUCCUACAGGAAGCUUAUGUAUCCGACAUAUUUUUCCAGUGGCCAUGUAGUUCAGAAAUUGUAAGUGUAGUCAGUGUGUUGGGCUUAUUUUGCCCCUAAUCAAGUAAAUUGUAUCCGUGUCUUCUUUCAGGUGUAUAUGACGGACUUAUUACAGUGUUAUUAGUAAUAAUCCUCAAAAACUACAAUUAAAACUUAACUAAUUUGACUGUAAACACAUUGGGCAAUACAUUAUUUUUUUUUUGCAAUUGCAUUAUUUAAGCAUCCUGGAGUAAUAAAAACACAUCAAGACAUUUUUUACCAUGUUUAAAAAAUAAUGUAUGCAAUAGAGGGUUAGAUUAGAUUAGAUUCAACUUUACUGUCAUUACACAUGCGUACAGGUACAAUGCAACGAAAUACAGUUUAGAGGGUUUAGAGAGCCUCCGGGCCGCAGCUAGUGAAAGCGCCGCCACACGCACUCCGAAAAGGAUUUAUGCAGAUAGCUGGAUAAUACAUGACAAAACAACACAAUGCACAAGACUACAUACAUGGAGGAAUAUUUGGUGUAUGGUGUCUGUGGAUGUGAGCGUGUGUGUGUGUGUAUGGGAGGUAUGAGACGGACUGUACGCGUUGUUGAAAAACAGCCCAGUUCAGUCCGGCCUUGUGUGUGUGUGUGUGUGUGUGUGUGUGUGUGUGUGUGUGUGUGUGUGUAUGGGAAAUAUGAGAGACAGACUGUAUGCGUUGUUGAAAAACUACUACAAUUCAGUCCGGCCUUGACCAUGGACUUGGGGGGGGGGGGGGGGGGGGGGAGAGAACACAAAAAGAAAGAAAGAAGAAGUUAAGAAGCGCAGAGCACUAUGGGACACCGAAUCUAACAGGUGGAGAGUACUAGAGGCUGCACGCAUGUAGACAACUUCACCAUAGUCCAGAACACUCAAAAAAGUAGCCUGCACUUUUCAACAUGAACUAUGAAAUAAAGUUUAUUGUCCAGCCAACCAUUUCAUUCCCUCUCCCUCUCUCUCUCACUCUCCCCUCCCUUUCCUGUCUUCAUCUGUCCUAUAUAAACAAAAGCCUAAAAUGCCCAAAAAAGAAUCUUAAAAAAAAAAAAAAAGAAUUGUGUAGCUUUCUGAAUGUAAAUCUCUAUUUUGUGAUAUUUAUUGGUGAAAAUGAUGCAUUUUUGACAAUGGAGGGAGCUAUACUGCAUGUAGAGAUAAAGUAACGGACAUAACCACUGACCAAAGAUAUUUGGAUCGUGUGUCAAUUUUGGUCAAUUAUAAAAUUGGAUUCUCUUAUAACUGCAGAUUUGUAUAUUGCUGUGUAUUGUUUUUUACAUGUUGUGCGUGUUUACUACUGUAUAUGACUUACUGAUGAUUAAAUAUUCUGCUCAGGUAAUAUGUUGGAUGCUGUAUUACAAGGAAAUACAUCAUCAAUGGAACCUUUGGUAUUGCAUUGUACAAUGAUUUUCUGGUAUAAUCACUAUGCGCCUUUUAAAAAUCUGUUUGCUUUAGUGCCACUCCAUUAUGUUUGUCUUUUAACUUAAAAAAAAAAGACAAAAAAGGACCUAUUGGUGCAUGAUAUUACCUUGUUACAGAACCAUAAUUUUAAGUUCCCCAAUGCAUCAAAUUUUAUUGAUGUUUGUCAUAUCAUCCAGUCAAUUCAAUAUGCACCUUUUAAACCAAUUUGAACUAUGCAAUGCCUUUAAAUGAAGGAGUUUUGUAAAGACUUUGUAUGUGUAUGCACUGUUGUGAAUAAUGCACUGGAUGCAUUUGUUUUCCUAUACACUGUCCACUUUUUUAAUAUA